This is a messenger RNA of Vicia faba (fava bean), 1005 nucleotides long. NCBI's taxonomy places the organism in Eukaryota, Viridiplantae, Streptophyta, Magnoliopsida, Fabales, Fabaceae. The record is from the annotation of a GenBank genome assembly.
AUGAGACACUCGUCAGUUUUCGGAUUCGCGCUUUUCCUCUCAUUUUCCAUCACAUCAUCUUCAUCUUUUCCCCAAACACCAUUCUCUUCAAACCCUAACUCUCUUCCUCUUCCAUCUUCCUCCAUCUCAAUCCCCAAAGCCACUCCCUCUGACUUACUAUCCCUGCUAACUCCCACACCUCACUCCAAACCCGUCAAUCCCAUCGUAGCACGCAAACUCCACUCAUGCCUCAAAUUUCUCGUCCCGUUUUCUCCAACCGUUUCCGAUUCUCCUCGUCAUCGGAAACUGUUCCCGACCGAACUCGUCCGACCUAAUCGGAGACGCGAUGAUGAUAUAAUCUGGUGGCCGCCGGAAUCAGUUCUGGAACUUGCUCGCUUAGCUGUCGAUUCCGGUGGUGACCCUGCCGCCGUUCAUCGUCUUCUUGAUCCAACCGUCAUUCCAGUACCUAGUGUCGAGGGAUCAAGCAAAAACCGAUGCCAGCUCACCAGAACUCCAUAUGGCAGACGUUUUAUUUCUGAGGAACUGAACAUGUAUAUGCAGUUUUUGUUUGAACUCAUUGUUGAUCGGGGUCCUUCUGUUGGGUUUCAUGUUGCCUUGAGCAGAUUUGAUCUAUUCCAUGGUCAUCUCUUUCUAACCAGAGACUCUGGAAGACUUGGUAUCUUAUUCCACGCAAGGGAAUUCCCGGCAUAUAAUAAACAAGCAUUUCCGUACAAUAUGGGCUAUUGUCAGAUAGGUUCCAAUGUGACAUAUGAUGAUUCAAUGAACUUGCGAAAUAUUCUCUGGCUGGCUCCUUUGCCUGACCGUUCCACUAAAUCUUGGCUGGCACCAGGAGUUCUGGUUGUGCUGGAUGCUAGGCCUAAUGGAAUCAUAUACAGUGAUCUAAUACCAGACUAUGUAAAAGUUGCAAGAACUAUAUAUGAAGAGGAUUUCGGAGAGGUUGCUGUUGAUGUGAACAUCUUGAAUGUGGGUUCUCAGAGUCGAAAUUAUCAAAUAUUCAUAUGCUGA